Molecule: messenger RNA, 456 nt
Organism: Rhizopus microsporus ATCC 52813
Lineage: Eukaryota; Fungi; Mucoromycota; Mucoromycetes; Mucorales; Rhizopodaceae
Exons: 2
Coding region: 1-456 (151 amino acids)
Biological process (GO): translation
Cellular component (GO): cytosolic small ribosomal subunit; nucleolus; ribosome
Molecular function (GO): structural constituent of ribosome; small ribosomal subunit rRNA binding
Source: RefSeq, a predicted model, not a curated record
AUGGGUCGUAUGCACACUCCUGGUAAGGGUAUCUCUGGCAGUGCCCUCCCCUAUCGCCGCACUCCUCCUUCUUGGGUCAAGACCACUGCCGAAGAGGUUGUUGACAUGAUCUGCAAGAAUGCCAAGAAGGGUCUUACUCCUUCUCAAAUUGGUGUCAUCCUCCGUGACUCUCACGGUAUUCCUCAAGUUAGAUCCAUCACUGGUAACAAGGUCCUCCGUAUCUUGAAGUCCAACGGUCUUGCUCCCGAAGUCCCUGAAGAUUUGUACCAUCUUAUCAAGAAGGCUGUUUCCAUUCGUAAGCACUUGGAACGUAACAGAAAGGACAAGGACUCCAAGUACCGUUUGAUUCUUAUCGAAUCUCGUAUCCACCGUCUUGCUCGUUACUACAAGACUUCUGGUCAACUUCCUCCCACCUGGAAAUAUGAGUCUGCCACUGCUUCUGCUAUGGUUGCUUAA